Cladophialophora psammophila CBS 110553 is the source of this 2670-nucleotide messenger RNA. RefSeq lists its product as uncharacterized. Gene Ontology annotation, cellular component: plasma membrane. The record is from RefSeq and is a predicted model, not a curated record. NCBI's taxonomy places the organism in Eukaryota, Fungi, Ascomycota, Eurotiomycetes, Chaetothyriales, Herpotrichiellaceae. Gene Ontology annotation, molecular function: calcium-activated cation channel activity. Bases 1 to 2670 code for a protein of 889 amino acids. The transcript is spliced from 5 exons.
AUGGACGCACUCCAUGCUGUGCUCAGCGCCCGUCAAGCUCCUGAUACCAAUGCGAACGGCGACAAGAACAUUGGCUCCAGCAGGAGCAGCUCUCCCUCGCUUUCAGGCCUCAUAUCCACAUUAGUGCCCACUUUGGUCAUCGCCCUCGUUUAUUUCGGCAUCUUCCUGCUCUUGCGAACUCGGUUUCCUCGACAAUAUGCCCCCAGGACCUACCUGGGCGCUCUGCGUCCGCAAGAACGAACUCCCGCGCCCCCAAAUACCUUGUUUGGAUGGAUUCCGUUUAUGAGAAGACUGCCCGAUGAGUAUGUUCUCCAACAUAACUCCCUCGACGGCUACUUUCUGCUGCGCUAUCUCAAGAUGUCGAUCGUGAUCUGCCUGGUCGGCUGCCUUAUUACGUGGCCAGUCUUAUUCCCCGUGAACGCAACCGGUGGAGGGGGUCAGACGCAACUUAACAUCCUCAGUUUUAGCAAUAUCGUGGAUAAGAACCGCUACCUGGCGCAUACCUUUAUUGCGUGGAUCUUCAUCGGUUUUAUCUUCUUCUUGGUCACUAGGGAAAUGAUUUACUACAUCAACUUGCGACAGGCGUACCUCUUGUCUCCUCUGUACGCCUCCAGGAUUUCUUCGCGCACGGUGCUGUUCCAGGCUGUUCCCAACGAAUACGCCAACGAAACCAAAAUCCGCCGCAUGUUUGGUGACGAACUCAAGAAUGUCUGGGUUGCUUCGGACGCAAAGAAAUUAGAGGAAAUGGUGGAGGAGCGUUACAAGACUUGCAUUAAACUGGAGACGGCUGAGACCAAACUGAUCAAAUCGGCCAACGAUGCACGUUUGAAAUCUAUCAAGGGAAAGAAUGCUGCUCCUGAACCACCCACGGCCAAUUACGAUGAAGAUGAGUACGCAGCUGAGUCUGGCGCUGCUGCUGCUCGAUGGGUCCGACCAAAGGACCGACCAACGCACCGCCUAAAGCCUUUGAUUGGCAAGAAAGUGGACACCAUCAAUUGGUGCCGUGAGGAGAUUGCGAGGCUGAAUCCUCUGAUCGAGGCUGAGCAGGAGAAAUACCGUGCAGGCGAGGCCGUGCCAAAGAAUGCCGUCUUCGUGGAAUUUUGGAAUCAAACUCAAGCGCAGAGUGCUUUUCAAAUGGUCACCCACCACCAGCCCUUGCAUAUGUCUCCUCGUGUGGUCGGUCUCAGCCCAGAAGAAGUCGUCUGGUCGAAUCUCGGCAUAACCUGGAAAACACUCACCAUCCGCAACAUUAUCUCUUUGGCUUUUGUCGCCGCCUUGAUCGUUUUUUGGUCUAUUCCAGUCGCCGUUGUAGGUUCCAUUUCGCAGAUAUCCUACUUGACCGAGGUUGCACCUUUCCUUCGAUUCAUCAACAGCUGCCCAAAGGUCAUUCUGGGUGUCAUUACGAAUCUUUUGCCAGUUGUCAUGCUUUCCAUCCUCAUGUCGCUUGUCCCAGUAAUCAUGAGAUUCAUGGGCAAAUUUGCUGGCAUACCGACACUGUCGCUCGUUGAACUACGCUGCCACGAGUCAUAUUUCUGGUUCCAGCUAAUCCAAGUUUUCCUGGUGACCACAAUGACCAGCGCAGCCAGCGCAGCAGUGCCACAAAUCAUCAAACAGCCAGGGUCCAUAACGACACUGUUGGCUCAGAACCUCCCCUUGGCCUCCAACUUCUACAUCUCAUACUUCAUCCUUCAAGGUCUUGUGUUCUCUUCGGGCCAGCUACUCAACAUCGUUGGAUUGGUUCUAUAUAACACACUUUCAAAGAUCCUCGACAAAACCCCUCGGAAGAUGUACAACCGAUGGUCAAGCCUAUCCUCCGUCGGCUGGGGUAGCGUUUUCCCUAUCGUCGAGUUGAUGACUGUGAUAUCGAUAGCAUACGCCCCGAUCGCGCCUCUUAUGCUCGGAUUCGCGGCCAUAGGCCAGGCACUCUUCUAUUUCGCGUACCGCUACAAUCUCCUUUUCGUCGACAGCUCCGUCAUCGACACCAAAGGCCUUGUCUACGCGAAAGCCCUUCAACAUACUUUGGUCGGCUGUUAUUUGGCAGCCAUCUGCCUAAUCGGUCUCUUCGGGAUCCGAGCCGCCCCGGCACCUCUGGUACUCAUGGUGUUGUUCUUGAUUUUAAUGGUCCUUUACCACAUUUCUCUAACCGCGGCCAUCAAUCCGCUCUUGCACUACCUUCCUCGUUCUCUUGAAACCGAAGAAGCCGCCCUCCUGCACACGGAAUCCGCCUUAAUGCCCGGACCGGAAGCCCAAUCAUCACGAGCAACCAUGCACGAGAAGCACCAGCUUGAGGAGCUACGGGUAGCGAAAGAGACAAUGCCACCUGGAGGCAACAAGCACGCUUCUAUGAUCAAACGAUUCUUCCGACCGGACAUUUACGCCAGCUACGCUAUCCUGCGAAAACUUGUGCCACAGGAGUUUGCUGAGAUCCGGUAUUCCCCAGAAGUUGAACGAGAUGCAUAUCAAGAUCCUGCUUGUAAUGCAGUUGCACCUCUGUUGUGGGUGCCCCGUGAUCCGAUGGGCGUUUCGAGGCAGGAAUGCCUGCACACCAACAAGGUUACACCGAUGACAGAUGAAGGAGCCAGCUUCGAUGAGAAGACGGGAAAGAUCAUUUGGAAUGAGGAGGAGACUGGUGGACAGCCGCCAAUCUUUGAAGAGAAAAUUUAUUACUAA